AUGGCGAUAACGGACACCAAAGGACAAUGGUUGGAUGCGUGGAUUUUCUUUUGUCUAGCACUGCUGAUCGUGACUAAACUGGAAGGAAUCUCUGCACAAAUACGGUAUUCCAUUCAGGAAGAAUUAAAAUCGGGCACGGCAGUUGGAAAUGUGGCCAAGGAUCUCGGGUUAGAUCCUGGAAGACUGCGGGAGAGAAAUCUUCGUGUUGUGUCAGGAACAAAGCAGGAUCUGUUUAAGGUAAAUCCCAGAGAUGGAGUUUUGUUAGUGAACCAGAGAGUAGACAGAGAGGAGCUGUGUGCAAAAACUGUUCCCUGCAUCACAAAUCUGAAAGCAGUUGUAGAGAAUCCUCUCGAGAUGCAUCAAGUGAUAAUUGAAAUACUCGAUGUAAACGACAAUUCGCCGAAAUUUCCAGAAGAAAACUACACAUUAGAGGUGCUGGAGUCCGCCGUAGUUGGAUCUCGAUUUCAAAUGGAAGGAGCCCACGACCUGGAUGUUGGAUUGAAUUCCUUACAGUCAUAUAAGCUAAACCACAACGAGUACUUUCGCCUGGAAACGGAGGAAUUUGGGGAGGAUGGGAAAGUUCCAUUCCUGAUAUUACAUCGACCUUUGGAUAGAGAACAGAAUGCUCAACACGGGUUACUAUUAACAGCUACAGAUGGAGGAAAACCAUCCAAAUCUGGUACAAUCAAUAUCACUGUUAUUGUGUCUGAUGUAAAUGACAACUCGCCAGUGUGCGAGAAACAGAAAUACACCGUAACCAUAAAGGAAAACGCACCUGCGGGGACAUUUCUGCUGACAGUAAAUGCAUCUGACUCGGAUGAGGGGCUGAACGGUGAGGUGGAAUAUUCUUUAAGGAGUAAACUUAGAGGACUCUCGCCUGACCCGUUUGAUUUGGAUAGCAGAACCGGCAAACUAACCGUGAAAGAGGGCCUUGACUACGAGGAAAAGCAAGUCUAUGAGAUUAAAGUACUGGCUGCAGACAAAGGGACCGUGUCUCUCUCCACACACUGCAACGUGGUUGUUAGAGUGGAAGACGUGAAUGAUAACCGACCCGAAAUAGAGAUCACAUCCCUUUCAAGUCGCAUUCCAGAGGAUGCACCUCCUGGCACGGUGGUGGCGUUGAUGGGUGUGACGGACCUUGACUCAGGUGUGAAUGGACAGGUGAUCUGCAGCGUGCCCGGCCAUUUACCUUUUGACUUAAAGCCAUCUCCUGAUGGGCAGUCAUACUCUUUGGUCACCAAGGACUACUUGGAUAAGGAAACCAUACAUAUGUAUGACAUUACAAUAAAGGCUAAAGAUUUAGGGAGCCCCUCCCUUUCAUCUACGAAGGUGAUACAGGUAGAUGUGAUAGAUGUUAAUGAUAACAGUCCUUUGUUCACUGAAAGCCUUUAUACUUUUUAUGUGCCUGAAAAUAACAAGGCUGGAAUGUCAAUUUUUUCAGUGAGCGCGACUGAUGUUGAUGGAGGUGAAAAUGCGGCAGUCACAUAUUCACUCGACAGAAAGAGUCCCGGGCCCACUGUAACCUCCUUUCUACAUAUAAACGAAGCCAAUGGCACUAUUUCAGCGCUAAAAAGUUUUGACUUUGAGUCGCUGAAAACUUUCCACUUCCACGUGGUCGCGUCCGACUCGGGAACUCCGUCACUCAGCAGCAACGUCACAGUGCACGUGUUCAUUCUGGAUCAGAACGACAACGCUCCAGUCAUCCUGUAUCCAGUCAGCUCGAACGGUUCUGCUGAAGGUGUGGAGGAGAUUCCCCGCAACGUGAACGCAGGACACUUGGUGACUAAAGUCCGAGCCUACGACGCCGAUAUAGGAUAUAACGGCUGGUUACUGUUUUCACUGCAGGAAGUUACCGACCACAGUCUCUUUGGUCUGGACCGCUACACGGGACAGAUCAGGACACUUCGCUCAUUCACAGAGACAGACGAGGCUGAGCAUAGACUGGUCAUACUGGUGAAAGACAAUGGGAACGUUUCACUCUCAGCAACGGCUACUGUGAUGGUCAAACUUGUGGAGCCCAAAGAGGCUUUUGCAGCUUCUGACGUGAAAAGUUCGGCAAAAGCAGAUGAGGAGAAUAAUGUGACUUUUUACCUGAUGAUAACUUUGGGCUCAGUUUCGGCUCUUUUUCUCAUCAGCAUCGUUGUGCUGAUUGCGAUGCAGUGCUCCAAACCCACAGACUGUACUUCUAAAUAUCUGCAAGAGACGAAUUAUGACGGGACUCUGUGUCACAGCAUCCAGUACAGAUCUGGAGACAAACGGUACAUGUUAGUUGGACCCAGGAUGAGUAUAGGAUCUACUAUAGUCCCAGGAAGCCACGCCAAUACUCUAGUGCUUCCUGACAGGAGAGGCGCAUCUGGAGAGGUAAAUGUUUUUUUUCUUACUUACAUGACCUCAUGCUUUGACACGCUAUUACUGAAUAGUUGUUCAUACGAUUCCCGGUGGCCACAUGGUGCCAGUGUGGCCUAG
Xiphias gladius (swordfish) is the source of this 2466-nucleotide messenger RNA. RefSeq names its product protocadherin beta-15-like. Gene Ontology annotation, molecular function: calcium ion binding. The transcript is spliced from 2 exons. The coding region runs from base 1 to 2466 and encodes 821 amino acids. Gene Ontology annotation, biological process: homophilic cell-cell adhesion. Gene Ontology annotation, cellular component: plasma membrane. Lineage: Eukaryota; Metazoa; Chordata; Actinopteri; Istiophoriformes; Xiphiidae. The record is from RefSeq and is a predicted model, not a curated record.